Neopsephotus bourkii (Bourke's parrot) is the source of this 2565-nucleotide messenger RNA. It is a transcript of the gene RNASEL, whose product is annotated as ribonuclease L. The record is from RefSeq and is a predicted model, not a curated record. NCBI's taxonomy places the organism in Eukaryota, Metazoa, Chordata, Aves, Psittaciformes, Psittacidae. Gene Ontology annotation, biological process: protein phosphorylation; mRNA processing. Gene Ontology annotation, molecular function: ATP binding; protein kinase activity; protein binding.
AUGCCCAGGCGCCUGACUUCCCAAAAGAAGCAAGGAGUUGGAACCCCGCUGUGCCCAGGGGAUGUUGUGCUGUUUUUCCAGCCAGGAAAGUAUCAGACUGGGGACUCUCCAGGACUCUGUGUGUGUCUGCCAUCCAAAACUGAAGGGGAAUGCCCGUCUCUGCCUGUCUGCUGCGUUUUCCACCUUAAAACAUCGCUGAGGGAUGACUUCUUAGCACUGAACCAGUCCCAUCCUUCAGUGGGAUGCCUGGGCUCAGGUGAUGAACGUCAGAGGUACAGAGCCGUCCCUCUGACCACCGUAGAGCCUACAGCUCACAGCCAGCAGGAGGCAUCGAUCCCUUCAGCAGAAGACCUUGCCUUCAGGUUAAAUGCUGCUGUGAGGGACAGUAAUAAAAAAGAUGUGCUGGAGCUGCUGGAGAAAGGGGCAGAUGUGAACUCCAAAGUACAAAGUGGCUGGACACCACUGCAGAGUGCCGUGCAAGCUAAUGAACAGGACCUGGUCUGGCUUCUGCUGUGCAAGGGUGCUUGUCCACAUGCCAGGAAGGACAAUGGCAGCACUGCAUUUACUGAGGGAGCAAUAGUAGGAAAUGUGAAUAUACUGGAGCUACUCCUUGAUCGUGGGUUAAAUAUUAAUGACGAUGGUGACAAUGGCUUUACAGCUUUCAUGGAGGCUGUAUGGUAUGGGAAGGAAGAAGCUUUGAAAUUCCUGUAUAGCAAAGGAGCAAAUGUGAAUUUGAGAAGGGUAGUUAGUGAAGAGAAAGUGCAUAAAGGAGUGACAGCACUGACGCAUGCUUGUAGGAACGGCCACUUCUCAGUUGUAAAAACUCUUGUCCAAGAAAUGGGGGCUGACAUGAACAUUUGUGACAACAAAGAUAGGAAUGCCUUCAUCCAUGCCCUCAAGGAGGUUUGUGCCAAGGAAAGAUAAGAGUCAGGAAUCUCCAUUGGCCAUUUCCUGCUCAAUGGUGUUGAUGUGAACAGCAAAGAUGAAUGUGGGAAAACUGCCCUCAUCCUAGCUGUUGAAAUGCAGAACCCAGAUUUGGUGAAAGCCUUACUGAAGAAAGGUGAAAUAGAUAUGGAUGAUGCAGAUGAGGAGGGCAACACAGCACUGAUGGUGGCUGUAGCGAAAAAUGGUUACAAUAUAGCAGAGUUGCUGUGUGAAAAAGGAGCAAGAACUGAUACUUGGGACCUUACAGCUGUUGCAAAUAGAAGCUGUGCUCCUAACGUGGCGCGUUCUCUUCACCAGUAUAAUGCCAACUUUGUUCCACAAGCCUUCAAAGACUGGGAGCCAAAGAGCAAAUGCUGGAGGGAUCAGCUGAAAAAGCUAUAUAAAAUAUAUGGCAAACUGAAGACAUUUCAAUAUAUCCAGCAGAGAAUUCAGAACACUUCUCAAGGUGGCAUCUACCUUGGGAUCCGUAGUGGGACAGAGGUGGCAGUAAGAAUAAGCUGCAGUACAGAGGGUGACAAAGAGAAAAGGUUAAGUGAACAAUGUAAUAACUGUGAACAUCUACUGAAGGUCUUCCAGUUUGAGAAAGCAAAAGGCUAUGUGUACUUAUGCUUCCCCCUCUGGGAGAAAAAUCUUGAACAACAUCUGCAGGAACCAGAAGGCCAAAUGGAUUGCAGUGCUCUGAGGAUGGUCUUCCUGGCAGUGAGAGAGCUGCACUCCCUUGGAUUUGCUCGUCAGGAUCUGCAUCCCAGCAACUUUUGUAUAGAUUUAGAUGGCAAAAUUUACCUUGUGGACUUCAAUAAUAAAAGGAAGUUGAUUGAAGGUAAACAAGUUCUUGUAAACUCAGAUUUAGAGGCCCUCAGCAGUCUUGUGCUCUAUGUUUUAACGGUUAGGAAGCCCCUUCAGCAAGUCAAUGCUAAAGAUUUAGUUGCUGAUUCCCCAGAUUACAAAGAGGCUCUGGAUCUUGUAAGCAGCCUGGUGUCUCAUGAUGAAUGAGGCUUGGAAGGUUUUAGCAAACAUCUGUAUUUCUGGAGCAAACAGAUCAGGUUCAAUUUCCUGAAGAAUAUAUGGAAUAAAGUCAAAGAUCUCCACAAUCGGAAACCUGCCUUUCAAGCUCCUAAUGUUACUGAAAGUUUUCCUUGUCCAUGGUGGGCCAAGGAAGUUAACAAAGAUGUUCUGAACAUCAUGGAAAAUCCCAAGAAAGGAAGAUCAUUCAAAUAUAGCAACAACGUCACUGACCUACUGAGGUUCAUCAGAAACCUGAAUGAACAUCCAGAUAUCAGGAUCAGCAACAAAAUAGCAAACCAUGCUGAAUACUUCUUGAAGCUUUUUCCAGCACUUACCAUUUAUGUGUACAACAGUUUGUGCCAGAAUCCUGAAUAUAGUCACUUUGCAGGCAUUCAGUACUCUUUUCUGUAGGAUGUCAUUGCCUCCUGUCCCAUGUCCAGUCCCACCAUCACUGCCUCAUUUUAUGCCCUAUUUCUUCGUCUGCAAAAGAGUUGAAGAAAGUGGGUAAGGAGAUGGGAGAGAGUAGAUGCAGGGACAGAGUGUGGAGGACUUAAGCUGAGAAACUGAAGAUGCUUUUAAGUGUUUGGUGUAACAGGUUUUGGAGAGGAACCAAGU